AGACAUACAUUGACCAGUUGACCGAGAGCUACGUGCUAUCACGGUUAUCAUUUUAUAACACUAGUUAUUAUUCUAAAAUCACCUGAAUUUAGCAGAGAAUAAUUUAAAUUUGGUUGAUGAUCAUUCGUGAUUGAGUUUGAUUGAUUCUUGGAUUUUUAAUUUGGAUUAAAUUAGUGAGGCGAAAGUGAUUGCAAAAUGAGGCUGGUAGCCUCUCUGAUCCUAUGUGCUGCACUUACUGUCUCUGAUGUCUACCCGGAAGGAUGUUCGCAUUGUUGGUUACAGAAUAGAAGUAGAUCGAAGAGGAGUAUCGAUUUCAACGAUGUCCUCAAACUCCCGGCGUACAGAAUGCCGAGAGAUUUGAAGCCCAUUAGUUACCAGUUGGAGAUCCAUCCGUCAACGAAAAAUGGAACAUUCAGGGGACGAGUUUCUAUCCUCGGGGUUUGGCCGACUGAAGGGUCGCGGAUCAAGCUUGAUGCACACGAAGAUCUCAAUAUUACUGAUGUCACCGUCAAGUGUUUGAAUGUCAAUACCACAGAUACGUGGGAGCCAGCAGACAUUGCUCGAAGGCAGCACAACUGCCAGAAAUCUGAAUACAACAUCGACCUGGAGCAGUGGUUCGUACCAGGUCGUAAAUGCCAGUUGAACAUCACCUACACUGGGAACGUUACUUCUAGCGAGAGUGCCGGGAUUUUUAUGAACUCAUACCUAGACACUCAAGCCCAGGAGCACACGUUCAUCGCAACGCAUCUGAGGCUCAAUAAUGCGAGGCGGCUGUUCCCUUGCAUCGAUGAACCGGAGUACAAAGCUAUGUUUGAGCUGAGUAUCAUCAGGCCGGUGAAGAUGAUUUCUAGGUCUAAUACACCGCUUAAUUAUACUGUUGAAGUUCCCAAUGAUCCAACUCUGAUGAAAGAUGUCUUCGAAAAAACCCCAGAAAUGUCGACGUACCAACUCGCCUUUAUGAUAUCCGACUUUGAGAGCAUAUCUCCAACUAGAUCAGUGAAUCCUUCGGAGACUCGUAAGCCCCUGGAGAUUAAAGUCUGGGGGAGAAGGGAAUACCUGAGUACCCUGUCAAAAGUGCCCAAUAAAAUUGUGACUAUUGUCAACUAUCUUCAGCAUUACUUUAAUAUCUCCAUUGGACUUUCGAAGCUGGAUAUUGUGGCAAUGCCCAUGUACACAGCCACAAAGCCUUCUGAUAACUGGGGACUCAUGUUCUUCAGGGAGGGCGAACUAAGCAGUCCCCUAGUAUGGAAUACAGCAUAUGAACUGAUAUACCAAUGGAUUGGCCAGAGAGUCACUCCCUUCCGUUGGAGUGAUGCCCAAGUGAACAAGGCACUGAACUCAUUUCUCGCUUCGAAAACAACAGUCGACAUCGAUCCCAAUGAAAUGGAGGGCAAGUGGCCAAUGACGUUACUCUACUCUCUUUAUUACGAAUUCGGUAAAACUUUUCCAUUCUCAAGAGUGGCUGGAAUAAGGCACGAGGCUGUUUCCGCUAAGACUGAACUCGUCUUCCGUAUGUUUAACUAUACGUUGGGAGAGGAAAUGUUCAGGAAGGGAGUACAGAGGCUUAUUCAUGAAUCAUCCAAAAAUCGCAGCUUCUAUGCCAAUGACAUCUUCGCUCAUCUCGAUACAGUGAGAAUACAAAACAAUGUAACUCUGCCAGACGAUCUGACAAUCAGUAGUAUAGCUGCUCCAUGGAUAUUCCGUGACCGUGUGCCACUGGUAACGGUAACGAGGGAUUACGAAACCGGAAACAUCACCUUCACACAGUCUGUUUACUUACGCGAAGCAGCUCCACCAUCUAACGAAAAAAUGUCCUAUCAAUGGGAUAUUCCUAUCGUUAUGAUAAAUCAAGACAAAUUGAACUUCACAGAGCUGAAGACCAACUUUUGGCUGACUAAAGCUGACUCUCAUAUUACUAUGAAGGACACUGUUGACAAAAACAAAUUUAUCAUCGUCAAUCCGGAAGAGAUCGGUAUGUUCCCGGUCAACUAUGAUAUGUGCAAUUGGCAAAUGCUGAGUGAGUUUCUCCAAGGACCUCAGAGGGAAACAAUUCCAGUUUUGACGAGGGCAAAAUUGCUGCACGAUGCUUGGAAUAUGGCAUAUGCUGGCAAUUUUUGCUUUGAAGUUGCCUUUAAUAUGACGCUAUUCUUGAAGAAUGAGACCAGUCAUGUUGUGUGGGAGCCAUUCUUCACUAUGAUUGAUCAUGUCGGUAGGAGAAUUCAAGGGUCUGAGGGAGUUUACGCCAAAUUUGAGGCGUAUAUCUUUAGUCUCCUCCAGCCACUCUACAAAAAUCAAUUGGGUGAAAUUCCACAGCAGAAUGAACCAUCGUGGAAAGUUCACAUGAGAGGUCUGGCGAAAAACUUUUUGUGCCGAGCUGGAUACGUUCCCUGUGUCAACGAAGCCGAGGAGCAAUACAAAAAGUGGAUGAAGGAUGAUGAGCCUGAUGAAGGAAACCCUGUCGCCAAUGAAUUCAUCUGCCCGGUAUUCCGAUGGGGUACAAUGGAAGAAUGGGAAUUUGGUCUACAACGCGUGAUAAAUUUCCCCCAGAAAACGAUAGAAAGAAAACAGAGCGAAAGAACGUAUCUAUUGAAGACACUGGCUGGUUGCCCAGCAGACAAGAAGAAGAUUGAGCGUCUCCUGAAUGUCACAAUUCUCGACAAAAACUCAAACUUCUCCGACUCCGAUAUUCACCUCGUCUACAGCACACUCACAGGCAGUGCAACGGGUUACUCAACCCUCUUCGAUUUUCUCGUGGACCAUUGGGACACUGUUAAACAGAGAUUUGAGAACAAGAAACACCUUUGGAAUGGAAUUGUCAAUUCCGCAACGUCAUCAUUCAGUACUCAGGAGGGGUUCGACAUGGUUUCGGAAUUGUAUGCAUCCAAGCAGAGAGAAUUUGAUACUGCUGACUCGUUGAUGGACAAAGUCCUUCAGGAUAUUGACCAAGAGUCCAAGUGGAAUGAGAGAAAUGUUCCGGUAAUCGAAAAUUGGCUGAAGAAGCAUCUUGGGAAUAAACCCUCGGAGCUUCUGUCGUAUGCGAGACAAACGACUACUGUCAGUCCUAUGGCUGGAUAAGAAUGAUGGUGAAGAGAAAGAAUUUUUACGUUUCAAAAAAUUUAAUAGAAAAACCUGGCGCUUUUGUUAGAAAAUUCUAUCCAAUACCUUUUGGAAAUUUCACCUUUUACGUGCGAUUUUUGACAGAUAUUUGAUAGAAAAAAGUCAAUAGUUGCUGAUUUUUCUGUAUAAUAACUCAUUCGCUUGGGAUCCUUUCUAUUGAAAUUCUUGGGCAUUGAUUUUUUAAUUUUUUUCGUUGUUCAUAACUGUAGACUGCAGGAAAAAAUGCUCUGAAAAUUUAUGCCUCAGGGUUUUUGUAGAAAAAAACGCAACGGGAUAGGUUGUAUAGAAAACUUAAAAAUGUAUUAACUUUUUCCAUCUAAAAUUUAAUGAAAAAUUGUACGAUAAACUUUCAGAAUUCCCAAUGAAUAAGAAUUGCCAAUGGAAUUGUUUUAGAACUUUCUAGCGAACGCAUCAGGUUUUUCAUUGAAUUUUUUAUACAUACUGUAACUAUGUGUUGAAGUUAUGUUGAAGAAUAUGACAUAGACUAUUUUUGCAAAUAUCUUUGAAAAGUAUUCAUCUGGGAAAGAAUGUCAAACGCCGUUUUUUGUAGAUAAGAGAUUUCUAUAGAAAAAUGCCUAGAUCGAUUUCUCUCGAUUUCAAACUCAACUUUUUCGAGAAUUUUAUGAAUGAAUACGUAAAUACAGAGAUAUCUUCUUCUAUCACUGCAUCAACUUGUUAUUAAAUUUGAGAAAAACGAAGAGACAGAAAUUAUUAUUUUUGCAGAUUUAAUCGUAUUUAUAUUCUACUCGCUAUUUUAGCUAUCUCUGAAAACGACUGGAUGAAAUACUCAUAAUCAAUGACCAUUUAUUGAUUUAAUCCGAUGUAUAAAGGAUAGCAAUGAGAUUACAGUAUUUUAACGUUUUGUUUUAUUGCAAUAUAAAUGUCAGUUUUUAUUAUGAAAUAAAAAAUAAAAUUACAUAAACAUUCACAUCAA
Diachasma alloeum is the source of this 4051-nucleotide messenger RNA. RefSeq names its product aminopeptidase N. The coding region runs from base 196 to 3075 and encodes 959 amino acids. The record is from RefSeq and is a predicted model, not a curated record. Gene Ontology annotation, biological process: peptide catabolic process; proteolysis. The transcript has 13 exons. Gene Ontology annotation, molecular function: zinc ion binding; peptide binding; metalloaminopeptidase activity. NCBI's taxonomy places the organism in Eukaryota, Metazoa, Arthropoda, Insecta, Hymenoptera, Braconidae. Gene Ontology annotation, cellular component: cytoplasm.